Messenger RNA from Puntigrus tetrazona (Sumatra barb), 723 nucleotides. RefSeq names its product ras-specific guanine nucleotide-releasing factor RalGPS1-like. Bases 1 to 723 code for a protein of 240 amino acids. The transcript is spliced from 8 exons. Lineage: Eukaryota; Metazoa; Chordata; Actinopteri; Cypriniformes; Cyprinidae. The record is from RefSeq and is a predicted model, not a curated record.
AUGAGGUCAAAUGCACUGCCCCAGGCCAGCCAGCUUCAUUGGGUAAUUAAGGUGCAGGUGGAUAGUGUGUUGGUCAUGCUCAGAAUGAAAGCGUACUGCCUUGCCAGUAUGAACCUGCAAGGUAUAAUCGACGGCCCACAUGUCCGGGACGCCACCGUGGGGUCUCAUAUCCCCACCCCGCCGCCUCACGCCACCGGAAGAGCCACAGCCUCGGGAAACGCGUCACAUGAUGUGGCAUUUCGGGUGGUGGAGAGCAAAGCGCGGACGCUUCCCAUCAGAAACCACGCCACCUGCUGGACGACAGCUUCCUGGAGUCUCAGAGUCCAGCGAGAAACAACUCCGCACAGCUCUUCUGUGUCCAACGGCAUCUCUAUAGGCAGCAGUCAGAGCUCGUUCUGUGAGGAUCUUUCUCCGGGGGUCGAGAGGGGCCGCAUGUACGCCACUCUGGGCCCUAACUGGAGGGUCCCUCUCCGCAGCUCCCCCAGAGGCCGCAGCCAUGCCCACAGUCCUUCGGUAGCAGAGUCCAGCCUGGCUCAUGGAGAGUCCGGUGGAGUCGUGAUGGAGGGGCCACUGAAGAGGAAGACCCUACUGAAGGAGGGAAGGAAACCCAAGCUGGCCUCCUGGACGCGGUACUGGAUCACACUGUGUGGUUCCACUCUCUUAUUCUACGGAUCCAAAGCUCUGCGAGCCGCAGAACGGAAACAUUACAAGUCUUCACCGUAA